GGUGCAAACAGCUAUGGACAACUUGGUCUUGGUCAUAAAGAGGAUGUUCUGGUACCUCAGUCACUGAAAGAUGUUUCCUUCAAAUGUCAAGAUAUUAAAAGCAUAACUGGAGGAGGGGGACAUUCUGCAGUUAUCACUGGUGCAGGAGAACUCUUUGUAUGUGGCCAGAACAAAGAUGGGCAGUUGGGAUUGAAUCACACAGAAGAUGUGCUGCAUUUUACUCUGUGCACUGCCCUGUCUGGCUUCUGUGUCAAACAAGUUGCCUGUGGCUGGGAUUUUACGAUCAUAUUAGUAGAAUCUGGCCUAGUUCUGUCCUGUGGGUCUAACUCUUUUGGACAAUUAGGAGCUCCUCAAAUAUCAGGUCCGUGCUUGGUUCCACAAAGGAUUGAGUCUCUUAAAGAGAAGGUGGUAGAUGUUGCUGCAGGACUGAGACAUGCCCUUGCUGCUACAGAGAGUGGUGUGGUGUUUCAGUGGGGAACUGGCAUGGCGCCUCGGGCAAAGCGUGCAAACCCAGGAACAACCCUCCCCCUGUUCUUGACAGCAAAGGAGCCCUGGGAAGUAACAGGCCUGGAAGAUGUAAAGGUGAAGAGAGUUGCUGCAAGCUCUUAUCAUUCAGUGUCACUCACAGAUGAAGGACACCUGUAUGUCUGGGGUAGCAACAAACAUGGACAGCUAGUGAGCACAGAGAUCUUUCUUGUUGAGCCCAAGAAGAUUGCGACUCAGUUUUUCUCACAUGAGAAGAUUGCAGCAGUCUGGAGUGGCUGGUCCCACUUGGUGGCACAAACAGAAACUGGCAAGGUGUUCACCUGGGGCAGAGCAGACUAUGGGCAACUUGGAAGGCACACAGUGGUUCCAGAUGGGCAGGAGGCAUGCACAGCAUCGGAACAACGCUUGGAGCUGUUGUGUAACAUCCCUGUUUCAGUGUCUUGCCUAAAUGGAGCAUCUCAG
Molecule: messenger RNA, 948 nt
Organism: Antrostomus carolinensis (chuck-will's-widow)
Lineage: Eukaryota; Metazoa; Chordata; Aves; Caprimulgiformes; Caprimulgidae
Gene: SERGEF
Product: secretion regulating guanine nucleotide exchange factor
Exons: 8
Source: RefSeq, a predicted model, not a curated record